AUGCUGCUCCGGGAAGCCAUCGGGGACCCCCUGAUGCACAAGUACAGCGUUGUCGUUUUGGACGAAGCGCACGAGCGCACUGUCCACACCGACGUUCUCUUCGGAGUGGUGAAGGCGGCCCAAAAGAAGCGGAAGGAGCUGGGGAAGUUGCCGCUAAAAGUGGUUGUCAUGUCGGCUACCAUGGAUGUGGACCUGUUUUCCCAGUACUUCAACGGAGCCCCUGUCCUUUACCUCGAGGGCCGGCAGCAUCCCAUCCAGAUCUUCUACGCAAAGCAACCUCAGAGCGAUUACCUCCAAGCGGCGCUAGUCACGGUCUUCCAAAUUCAUCAGGAGGCUCCCCCUUCUCAUGACAUCCUGGUGUUUCUGACGGGUCAGGAAGAGAUCGAAGCCAUGACCAAAACGUGUCGGGACAUCUCCAAGCAUCUUCCCGAUGGCUGCCCUCAAAUGGUCGUAAUGCCGCUCUAUGCGUCUCUGCCUUACUCACAACAGCUCCGGGUCUUCCAGGUUGCUCCCAAGGGUUAUCGUAAAGUGAUCCUCUCCACCAAUAUUGCUGAGACUUCCAUCACCAUACCAGGCAUAAAAUACGUCGUGGACACAGGGAUGGUUAAAGCCAAGAGGUAUACACCGGAAAGCGGCCUCGAAGUCCUGGCCGUCCAGCGGAUCUCCAAGGCCCAGGCUUGGCAACGGGCCGGCCGGGCUGGCAGAGAGGACAGCGGGCUUUGCUACCGCCUCUUUACGGAGGAUGAAUUUGAGAAGUUCGAUAAAAUGACGGUGCCAGAGAUCCAAAGGUGUAACUUGGCCAGUGUGAUGCUCCACCUUUUGGCGCUGAGGAUCCCCAACGUCCUCACUUUUGACUUUAUGUCAAAACCGUCUCCAGAGGCACUCCAGGCCGCCGCCGAGCAGUUGGCACUCCUGGGUGCGGUGGAAAGAAAAGACGAUCAACUGAUCCUCACUCCGCUGGGAAGGAAGAUGGCCGCCUUUCCCCUGGAGCCCAAAUUCUCCAAAACCAUCCUGACGGCCCCCAAGUUCCACUGCAGCGAAGAGAUCCUGACCAUUGUCUCCCUCCUCUCGGUGGACAGCGUCCUCUACAAUCCCCCCUCGCGGCGGGAUGAAGUCCAAGCCGUCCGGAAGAAAUUCAUCUCCAGCGAAGGGGAUCACAUCACUUUGCUCAACAUCUACCGGGCCUUCAAAAACAUCAGCGGCAAUCGGGAAUGGUGCAAAGAAAACUUUGUGAACAGCAGAAACAUGAUGCUGGUCUCAGACAUCAGAGCUCAGCUGAGGGACAUUUGCAUCAAGCUCUCAAUCCCCCUGGAGUCCUCCCGAUCCGACACAGGGAACGUCCGCCGCUGCCUGGCCUACAGCCUCUUCAUGAACACGGCCGAGCUGCAGCCAGACGGCACCUACACCACCACCGACAGCCACCAGCCGGUGGCCAUCCACCCGUCCUCCGUCCUCUUCCACUGCAAGCCGGCCUGCGUCACGUACAAUGAGCUGCUCCAUACCAGCAAAUGCUACAUGCGCGACCUCUGCGUGGUGGAUGCGGACUGGCUCUACGACGCUGCGCCUGAAUAUUUCCGCCGGAAGCUCAGGGCCGCCAAGAACUGAAACGGCCUCGCUAGAAUUUGGGUCACCAAAUAUACAAAGACACAGCUGUACCAGUUGUUCCACGAGAGCGGUUCUUCCACACAGAAUCACACCUUUCCAUAGACAUGUAAACCAAGGCACAUCGCCUCUUCCAGGAGAGAGAUGAGGAACCCUCUGCCAUCCAUCACUUUGGCCGUGAUCAUGAAAGCGGAUGGGGAGUGAAGCUGCCUGAAUAACUUCCAUCCAUCUCUCUGUGUUAAAUGCCUGCUUGUUCGACAUAAGAGUCUGCAAAUUCGAAGAUGGCCGUGUACCACUUAGCUGGAACAAUUUGGGUUCGAUCCAGGAAAGACUUGGCAAAUCGGUGUCUUCGAACACGGCCCAGUUGUGGGCUCUGUCUGCACUGCAUUUUAAAUUUCUCUCCCAUGUGAAUUGUGCCAGAAGCGGGAGCAUUUUGAAACCCUAUUCUUUUUAGGAUGGAUGGUGCUAAACUCCCUGUCCUUCAUUUUUCCUUCAUUCCAAAUCUUUUAACUCUGAAGUCACUGAAAAUGCAUCAGUGCACUUUUGGUAGGGAGAAAUUGCCAAAUGCUUUAACGUUCUGGGAAAAUACAGAGCUUGGGGAGGGGGGGAAGUCCUUUCUUGGACUAUCACCCCCCAAUAAUCCCUCUUGCCAUGUUGGCUGGGGAUUCUGGGAUCAGUAGUUUCAGUAGUUCCAAGUUUUGAGUUGAAAAACAGCAGGCAAAAUGCUGUUUGAACCUCGGUUUUGUAUUGAGGGCAGAUGUUAAGAUGGCAUGGCUUGCCAGGAGCCGUCCAGGUAGAAUUGCCUGUAAUGCUAAAUCAAUGAUUCCUAAAUUUUGGUCCUCCGGAUGUUUUGGACUUCAGCUCCCAGGAGCCCCAACUAGCUUGGCCAAUAGUCUGGAAUUCUGGGAGGUAAAGUCCAAAACAUCUGGAGGACCAAAGUUUGGGAAUCGUGGUGCUAAAUUAAUGGAAUGAAGCCCGCUGUGGAGCACAUUAAGCCACUAUGUUGCCUGUCAGAUCGGUUUGGUGUUUUAAAUGUUCUGGGCCCUCUAUGCAUUACACAUUUAUAGCACUGCGAUUCCAGUUUAAAUAUCAUAAGAGCAUCCUAUGGGAUCCUAGGGUUUACAGUUUAGAAAGGGAUAUUUGGAAUUCAGAGAGCUAGCGGUGGUUUGAGUGUUGGACUACGACUCCGAAGAUUUUACAUACUGAUUUUACUGACUAACAUGGCUAUAUCUUUGAAUUCUGGAGUUCAGGGGUUUGGUUUGCAAACUCUCACUGGGUGACUUUGGGUGAGUCACGCACUCUCAGCUUCAGAAAAUAUGAGAGGUCACCAUAAAUCAGAAACGAUUUGAAGGCACACAACAACAAUCCAGAAUUCACAUCUGGAGAGCUUUAGUGCGUCAAACUAUAAACCCCAGCAUUUCAUAGGAUGCAUCCAUUGGAGUUCAAGUGAGAUAAUAAAAAAUAAUAUAGAUUAUAAUGGUAUAAGCGUGAAAGGAGUCCCUAACAUUUAGAGCAGGAGUGGGCACAAAAUGCAGCCUCCAUGUGGCCCUCAAACCCUUUUUGUGGCCCCCAGUGAAAGCAUUGGCAUGAUUUUUAAAGCAUGAUAUUUUGCUGCUAAAAUUCAGCAGCAAGCUGCGAAACGUAACAUGGUUGUGUGAAAAGGAGCAAAACGCACUGUGGCCGACAUCGCAGUCAAUUUGGUUCCUUUUAAUUCAACAUCAUCAGUCAAUAUAAUGUUCGCUGUUAUGUUAAUUAAAGUAUAUUUAAAUACA
Messenger RNA from Sceloporus undulatus (fence lizard), 3374 nucleotides. RefSeq names its product DEAH-box helicase 33 (gene DHX33). Lineage: Eukaryota; Metazoa; Chordata; Lepidosauria; Squamata; Phrynosomatidae. Gene Ontology annotation, cellular component: nucleolus; intracellular anatomical structure. The transcript is spliced from 10 exons. Gene Ontology annotation, biological process: positive regulation of transcription by RNA polymerase I. The coding region runs from base 1 to 1605 and encodes 534 amino acids. Gene Ontology annotation, molecular function: RNA binding. The record is from RefSeq and is a predicted model, not a curated record.